Messenger RNA from Diceros bicornis minor, 6677 nucleotides. RefSeq names its product translocation associated membrane protein 2 (gene TRAM2). NCBI's taxonomy places the organism in Eukaryota, Metazoa, Chordata, Mammalia, Perissodactyla, Rhinocerotidae. Gene Ontology annotation, cellular component: endoplasmic reticulum membrane. The record is from RefSeq and is a predicted model, not a curated record. The transcript is spliced from 11 exons. Gene Ontology annotation, biological process: protein insertion into ER membrane; SRP-dependent cotranslational protein targeting to membrane, translocation. Bases 76 to 1242 code for a protein of 388 amino acids.
CGCGGCUGGAGAAGUUUGCGCGGCGGCUCGUGAGCGCAGGGUGCGGGCCCGGCCGGCCGCUGCGCGCCCGCUGCCAUGGCUUUCCGCAGGAGGACGAAAAGUUACCCGCUCUUCAGCCAGGAGUUCGUCAUCCACAACCAUGCGGACAUCGGCUUCUGCCUGGUGCUCUGCGUCCUCAUCGGGCUGAUGUUCGAGGUCACCGCCAAGACUGCCUUCCUAUUUAUUUUACCUCAGUAUAACGUUAGCGUGCCUACAGCAGAUCUCUCUUCAGUUUUGGGUCCCAGAGCAUUUGCUCCCCCCAGGGACGCUGACGGGGCUCUUGUCACCUCCGCAGACAGCGAGACCGUGCACUACCACUACGGGCCCAAGGACCUGGUCACAAUCUCGUUCUACGUCUUCAUCACCAUCAUCUUGCACGCCGUGGUUCAAGAGUACAUUUUAGACAAAAUCAGCAAACGGCUUCAUCUCUCCAAGGUUAAACACAGCAAGUUCAAUGAGUCUGGACAGCUGGUCGUCUUUCAUCUCAGUUCGGUGAUAUGGUGCUUCUAUGUGGUGGUGACGGAAGGAUAUUUAACAAACCCGAGGAGCCUCUGGGAAGACUACCCGCACGUGUACCUCCCCUUCCAGGUGAAGUUUUUCUACCUGUGCCAGCUGGCCUACUGGCUGCACGCACUUCCUGAGCUCUAUUUCCAGAAAGUACGGAAGGAGGAAAUCCCCCGCCAGCUCCAGUACAUCUGCCUGUACCUGGUCCACAUCGCUGGAGCUUACCUCUUAAACCUGAGCCGCCUGGGCCUGAUCCUGCUGCUGCUGCAGUACUCGACCGAGUUCCUCUUCCACAUGGCUCGGCUCUUCUACUUUGCGGACGAGAACAACGAGAAGCUGUUCAGCGCCUGGGCUGCCGUGUUUGGGGUCACCCGCCUCUUCAUCCUCACCCUCGCUGUGCUGGCCAUCGGCUUUGGGCUGGCUCGCAUGGAGAACCAGGCCUUUGACCCCGAGAGGGGGAACUUCAACACUUUACUCUGCAGGCUCUGCGUGCUGCUGCUGGUGUGUGCCGCCCAGGCCUGGCUCAUGUGGCGCUUCAUCCACUCCCAGCUGCGGCACUGGCGGGAGUACUGGAACGAGCAGAGCGCCAAGCGGAGAGUCCCGGCUGUCCCCAGACUGCCAGCCAGGCUCAUCAAGAGGGAAGCCGGUGAGUGCCGGGCCGCGGCCAGGCAGCAGGUUACCAUGAAAAUGGCGUGGUGAAAGCCGAGAACGGAACCUCCCCACGGACUAAGAAACUCAAGUCUCCUUGAGGCCAAAGUGCUGGGAACAGGAAUCCUCCGGCGGGGCCCAGCAGGGCGGCGGGAGCCCGGCCUCCAUCCCUGCCUCCCGCUUCCAGCCCUGGACGCUCCUCCUCCAACAGCAGGAACCUGUCCUCCAUCAGGGCUUUUCCUCUGUCUUACUUUUUGGCUUUCUCUUUUUCUUCUUCCAUAAACCAUUCUCAAUAAAACCAAAAGCCUUCCUCUUUCUCUCCCUCAGGCCACCUCAUGUCCUCACCUCUGUCCUGGGUUGGGUUUUCUAGAAGCCCAGCUUCUCAUGGUUAGCGUUCUGCUCACCUCCUCUUUCUCUUCCUUCACUGCUGCUGCCUUCUCUUUUUACUUCUUCAUUUCACUGUAUCGUGCAAUCUCUCUGUGUCUGAUUUUUACAAUGAGAGGGAGCUGAGACUGCGCUCCUGGCAUCCAGCACCCAGCGUCAUUCCCGGGACCUGUCAAAGUCUGAAACCUUGUGCCAAGGAGCCUCCGCCUGGGGCCGGUGGCAGGCCCCCCAGUGGUCCCCGUGCGGAUGGGCAGGAAGAGGAGAGACCGGCCCUCUUGGAUCACGAUCUCCUAGGUGCUGAUUAACUGACGAGAUGUGUGGUUCCAGUUCUGCACGCGCCGUCUUGAGGCCCCACAGUGCCACUGCUGGUUGUAAAUGCCAAGGCAUUUGGCUUCCGGGCAGGACGGCUCGGUCCAGAGGAUGGUGUGAACUGCCCUGGGUCCCGUGACUCGAGACAGCUUACUGGGGGGCUGGUCCUGGCCUGGGAACUAGCCUGCUCUCGCUCUGUCGGGGAGGCACCGCAGGAAGAGAGGUUGCCCACUCGAGAGCGGGAGCAAGCGGACUGAGCAGCAGGCUCUUCUGGAAAGGUGACAGCCGCGGAAGUGGUGGUGGAGUCGCCCUGGGCCUUUCUUCAGCAGCCUUGGCUGCUCUUCAACCAUUCACCAGCAUUCAGAAAACCAAAUCAGACCGCAGUUAACCGACCAGCCUGGGAUCUGCUGGUCCUGAGCCCCAGCCCGGCCGGGCCUGCUCCCCAACUUCUCUCUAGCUGCAGGAACACUAAGCCCCACGCUGGCCCCCUGGUGGCCCAGGGAGGGUCACCUGGGCACUCACCCUCUGGACUCACUCGUUGAGUGUUCUUUGGAAUUGUCAUCUGCUGAUGUUUGCUGGGCCCACCGGCAGCAUCUUAGACCGCAUGAUACCAGGGCUCACUCAGAGUCGCUCUGCUGGCUCGGGAGCAGACACAGCUGUACCCAUAGGAGGUUUCCGCCCCCACCCUCACACAUCCCUCCCCUCCCUCCACCCAAAGACAAGGCCCCAGGUCCUUAUGGUGCCUGGGGAGUACUUCCAGAAGGGGAGUUAGGCUUUCAGGGGUCCUAAUUAAGAACUCUUGAACUCUGUGCUGAGGCGAGGGGCAGCAGUUCUUGGUGGGCACAGGACUAUUAGUGUCAUUUGAUGUGCUGGUCCCCUUUCUGAUGUCACAGGAGAAACCAAACCUUGGAUUAUUACCCAAAAGGGGGGAAACGGGUCUUUUCUUCAAGGCAGCUCCCCUUUUCCAUGUCACAGAGAUCAAUUCUCCAGUGGCUGAGGGAUUUGUCACCUAACACCAUUGUAGACCCUCCUCUCUGUCCACGAUCAGGUGGCAGAAAUGGGAAGGACUACCCCUGGCUGCUUCUGAUCACCGUUAGGAAAAUACACACUUCUCCCAUCCUGCCCUCUUGUCCCUGACGCUUCUCUGGGCAGCAAAGCAGAAUGUCGGUCAAAGGAUGCAUUGGUCUCACCCCAGCAGACCGAGCUGGACCCCCUUAGUCAUUUCAGUCUAACAGCCCUGACGUGGCUGGAGUUGAGUUCACACCCCCCACCUUGCCUGGUGACCGCUAAUGGAGGGGGUGUUCAGCCAGUGGCCGCCUCAGCCCGCCCGUCAGCCUGGCUGCCCGUCCCAGUUCUGUCCAGCCUGUAACCUGGACAGGCGUGCCUGCGCCCGGCAGCAGGCUGCCCCCCAGGUGUGCCCCAGGGUGCCUGCUGAGUCAGGCCUUCAGCAGGUACCGAGUCCGUGGCUUGCGGGCGGGUGCUGCGGGCAGGGAGGUGGUGACAGCUGAUGUCAUGCCAUCAGGCAGCUGCCCUUCUUGUGUAUGAAGGUGGUGGUUGCCGGAGACCACAUGGCUUUAUGUUCCUAGGUCUCCUGCAAGCCCCUGGCUCUGCAGGGUAGUGCGCCUCGGAGGUGGUACCACCGAUCCAGGGGCCGGGCGACGCUGGCUCUGUUCCUGGAGGACGGGGUUGGUUUGGUGAUGAGAGUCAGGAAAAUCUUUUCUGCUGUGUAAGAACCCCUGAGACUGAGUAAGGCUAGCAGCUCACCAGCAGGGCUUCAGGAGUGAUUUGCGAGGAGAGAGGGCAAGGGGGAAGUUGUAGGGUCUUUGUCACCCCACCAGCAUUCCUGGCACAUUUAUUGCAGAGCAGAGCCAAGGCUUUGGCAGUUUGGCUCAAACCAUGUUGCCAGGGGCCCAGACAACUCAGUUCCACUUCAUCCUGAGCCUGGUGGGCUGGCUUGGCUGGAUUUGGCCACUCUGGCUGUUUUCUUCUGUCCCAGACACUCUCCUGUUCCCAAAGUGCCGAGCCGUCUGUGAAGGCCCUGCCAGACCCCUCCAGCUUGAGAGGCCACUCAGCGCCACCCGCCAGGAGCAGGUGAACAGAUGCUAAUCUACCUCAGCAACUGCUGCCUCUCAGUCGCUGACCGGCCCAGGCGGGGGAAGCGGGCCGGUGGCAGUGGCGGGAGAACGAGGAUCCCGUGCUGCCCACUCCCCUCCUUGGAGGUUCGGUGAUGGGAAGGUUAUUUUUACCAUCCAGUCCCUGAUAGCUGUACUAUUAAUCAGUUACAUUUGUUCCUUUUGAAGGUAGGGAGGGUUCUGGGGAGAGCCGAGGAGAUGUGCUUCUCUCCCAUUCUAGUCAAGUCUAACCCUACGUGUGUCUGGGCCACCAGACCCAAACUGUUGCUGAGAACCUUUUCCGUUUCUGUCCCGAGGCGGAACUUGACAUUUCAGAAGCCAGAGCAGACGUCUGCGCUCUGGCCACCGCUGCAGGUGCGUCUCGUGGCUGGGAUCCCUCGGACCAUAGAAAGCCCUGAAACCUGGGGUGGCUGUCCCAGGAGUGUGCGCAUCUGGCUUUUCUUUUGGGACCUUCUUCCUCAGCACCCUUUGACUUUUUUCUAAGUGGCAGAUAUGAGGUAGGGGCAGAGAGUGCACCCCCUCCCACAGUUCUGCAACAGAAAAUUCUAUUCCCUGGAGGCCCUUUUCUUUUGCAGCGGCUUGCUGACCCCAUGCGGCUGGGGAAGGCUUGGCGUGGAUUUCCUUCGUGGCUUCAGCCUUCCCCGGUGGUUUUUCGUAGGCUUAGGGUGAGAGAAGGUGGGGUGGUCUGGACGUAACGGCCCUGCGCGAGGGCCUGGUGUCACGGUGAGCAGACUUCCAUUCCUGACCUUCCAGGCCCCUGUCCUUCUCUAACGGCGAGCGUGCUGAAGGCUCGUGAGUCAGGACGGCUGGGUGGUCUUGCUUCCCUCCCGCUGCCUUCCCAGCGCUCAGCCCUGUUCCUCAGGAGGGACUCUGGGCAUGACUGGGGAGCUGGGUCAUUGUCAGAUCAUUUGAAAACCUAAAGAAAAUCCCUCUCCUGCCCAGGGUUGGCCAAUGAGGAAGCCCUCACUAACCUCCUCCCACUCUUUACCCCGGUUCUUGGUUCUCACAUGAAUAUCAACUGCUCCUCCCAAAAGGCUGAAAAAGACCCCUCCUCUGCUGCCCCCCACCCCCUACACUUUUCCCAGAGGUCUCAGAGAAGCACCAGGACAUCGGGACUUGCUGGCUCUGUGUGGACUCUUGCUCGGCAACCCCGGCGAGUGUUUGUCGUAAGCAGAUCCUUUUUCUUUUGGUGUAAGAAGUGCCUUACUUGCUGGGUGGUCUUCAGCCUUCCCUUGUGCUGUAUGGCCUGCCCCCAGCUGCCAUGUGUCAUGUGCAGCCAGGGACACCAGACCUGGUACUGUUACAUGUAAAAGGGACACGGAUUGUGAGAGUUACGCCUCAUUCGUCUCCCCCCGUUGUGUUGGGUCUGUGGUGUGUUCUCUGUGUUGUUUCUGGUUUCUCCCUUGUGUCAGUUUUCUGUGGGGCCCAUCGGCAGGCACCUGUGCCUCCUGCCUAUUAAGGGAAGCCGGGGGCACCAGCCCCCCUGGGCCUCUGGCCCCACGCAGUGAGCCCUGCUGUUCCAGCUCGCCCCACAUUAAAAGAAAAGGCAGCCUUGCGAUAACCUCUUCCCAUCUCCCUUGCUUCCCAUUCAACCCAAAGUUGGUAUGAUAAAGGUGUGUACUUCUACUUCCGAGUCACCAGUGUUAAGUCGUGGAUGCCCAUGUGAUGGUGGGUCUGGUUUGGCUGUUGCAGAACUUCCUGGAGCUCCUCAUUCAGUGUCACCGCGUGUUGGCAGCAGCUCCCCGGUCCCCUCCUGGCCUGCCUUUUCCUUGCUCUUCCGGGUUGUGCAAUAACUCUUCCAGCCAGUGGUCCUUUCCACAGGCCUCGCUGCCCCUUACAACGCCCUGCAACUGGGGAGGGAAGGGACCCACGGGAGGGGUGGUGGUCAUCCCCUGCAGAAGACACGUCAGCCACUUUCCCUUUGUUGCUGUCAUUCUCGUGAGCCUGGCUGGGUUUCUGUGGCACUCUAGUAGAACAUUGUAGCAUCAUCUUAGAAGUCCAUCUAUUUUUCAAAAAUCUGUUGAAAAGGAAAAAAACCAUCCUCAUGAUGGGGCAUUAAUAAGUCAGCAUCUGGGAAUAAGAUCUGUUUUGACACCCGAGGCAUCACCAUCACUCUGGCUAAGAGCAUUCUGGAGUUUCUAGUUCAUGUGGAGAGGGAGGAGAUUUCCCUGAGAAUCAGCCCCGCGUGGACAGCCCUGUCCACCUGGUAGGAUCUGGCUGUGACUAAGUACCGCCGUGUCCUUGGGUACAGAUUCGAGUGUUUAUGUGACGAGAUGAUAAACCUCAUUUUUCAGUUCCUCGUGUUUCAUGAACAUCUGAAGGAUGAGCUGAGGCUGCUGGUGUCCUGAGCAACUCGUAAUGCAAACGUGGACAGACUGUCUUUGUUUUCCACUUUAGCCUGUUCAUGUUAUGGACCAAAUUUCAACAAGGAACUCAAGGAAAACUUGUACGUGCCGUAUUUAUGCUUUCAUGUCAAAGGGUUUUGGGGGGGGACUUUUUACUUUCAGUGAACUUUUUUCAAAAUCCUUUUUCAACUGUUUCUGUCUGGUUUUAAAAGAAAUUACAGUUUUGUAUGGAUUUUUUUUAAUGUACAUUUUGAAACAAAGGAUCAGCAAAUAUUUUUGAAAUAACUGAAUAAAAGGCAUAGAAUUAUCAGUCUAA